CCCUGUUUCAUGCGUGUCAAGAAUUCUGCAGCUCCUUGGACAGAUAGCAAAAUGAGAAUCAUCACCUUAGCCGCUCUGAUGUUCUAUGUGACUGUUGUCUACGGAAAAAGAGGAUGCCCGGCCCUGCGAAUCCCAAACACAACCUCAGUAUGCAACAAACAACCACGUAAUGACGGAAAAUAUCCCCAAAACACAGUCUGCACUUUUGCCUGUAACGCGGGAUGUGAAGAGGGCGGCGGGUCGUCACGAAGAAGAUGCAUGGGCCGGCGGCGUAGGACCAAGUGGCAUGGACGCAAUUUGCGAUGCCAAUGUAAUCCAUGCAACAGCGCACCUAGCCACCCCGAUGGUUACACCAGCAACUGUGCAGUACAGGCGACCUAUCCAGCAGGCUACACGUGUAGCUUCACCUGCCCCGCCGGUUAUGUCCAGGUUGGCGGGCAGGCAGAGAAGCUGUGCGUUAACGGUAGAUGGGUGGGGAACGACUUACUCUGCGAACAAACAAUGACAACCACUCCAAAUUCAGCAGAAAUGAUGACCACCACGCCACCUAUAACGGUUGACGAGUACACGAGCACGCUGACGGGGUGCCAGUGCUGGUUCAACACUUCCCGGUGGGACUGUGCCUGCUGCCGCCCGGACGGAUGUCAGUGUUGGUCCGACCAGCCGCACCGCUGUAUCCCGUGCGGCACCGACUGUGGCGACUACCCCGCCGUACCCUGGGCUGUCGCUAACAAUGGAGUGGCGCAGCACGUGGCUAGUUCGUGUCCCCAGUGCGUGUGGACAGUCAUGGCAAUGUUUCAGCCCGUCUCCGUCCCGUCUAUUGGAUUCGUCACCAACACCUACAGUCCCUCUGAUGAGGACCUGGUCAACCCAGAGCGAGGCUGGUGGAAAUACGCGGCUACUGAAGACGAGGGCUUCGAAGUUCUAACGGUGUCUCAGCUAAGCACGUUCCGGAGCGAGGGUCACACCCUGAUCUUCCGGUACUACGUCCUGGACCUGUUCGUCCACUCGGACAUCAGCGCCGAGUUCCUCACUAACCUGCAGGCGGACCUGCAGAACGCCCGGGCCGCCGGAGUCAAGAUCGUCCCCCGCUUCGCCUACACGCUCACAGAGGGCAUCACUGCUGACGCCCCCCUGCCACAAGCACUAAGUCACGUGGCCCAGCUGAAGCCGUAUCUCCAGGCCUAUGGUGACGUCAUCGCUGUGGUACAGGCGGGCUUUGUCGGAACAUGGGGAGAGUGGUAUUACAGCGACAGCUACAGCAGCCCUGAUAUCGAAAAUGACGGGGAACCUGUGUUGGUGACAGACGAUGACUGGGCCAACCGCAGGACCCUGUUGGAAGCCAUUCUGGAUGCAGUUCCAAACGAAAGAAUGGUCCAGAUACGGUACAUGAAGUACAAACGGAGGUUUACCGGCGAUGACUCCCCAUUGACCGAAUCAGAGGCACGCAGUGGAUCCGAGAAAGCUCGCAUUGGUCAUCACAAUGACUGUUUCCUAGCCAGCGACUAUGACUGGGGAACGUUCGAAGACCUACCUGUGGACUACGCCUACCUGUCAGCGGACACCAAGUACACGGUCAUGGGCGGAGAGACGUGCAACUACAACCCUCCACGGUCGUCUUGUGCUAAAGCUGAAGAGGAAUUAGCUCUCUUCCACUGGUCCUACCUGAACCCAUACUUCCAUCCAGAUAUCACAGGGGAAUGGAAGCAGCAAGGCUGCUAUGAUAGAAUCGGCCUCCAUCUCGGUUACCGGUUGGAGCUGGUGUCCGGUACGUACCGCAGCGCGGUGCCGCAGGGAGGGACGUUCUGCGGCCGGCUGGAGAUCAGGAAUGUCGGGUACGCCGCACCCUUCAACCCGCGGGACGUCAGAAUCGUCCUGCAGCAGGACAGCGUCAUCGUGACGUCACUGCUGGUGACAGGUGUAGACCCACGUGACUGGCAUCCGGGUACUUUGCACUCAGUCCCCAUCUCUGUACAGUUGCCUAGCAACGUGUCGCCAGGAAGCUAUCAGGUGUUCCUGUGGCUGUCUGACCCCAGUCCGACCAUCUCAGACCGGGCCGAGUUCAGCAUCCUGCUGGCGAACACAGGAGUACCGGACCCGCUCACCGGCCUCAACAACCUAGGGCAUACACUACAGGAGAUGAUGGUAGAGAACUCUAUCCUCUAA
This is a messenger RNA of Branchiostoma belcheri (Belcher's lancelet), 2166 nucleotides long. RefSeq lists its product as uncharacterized. Lineage: Eukaryota; Metazoa; Chordata; Leptocardii; Amphioxiformes; Branchiostomatidae. The record is from RefSeq and is a predicted model, not a curated record. The coding region runs from base 10 to 2166 and encodes 718 amino acids. The transcript is spliced from 19 exons.